AUGGCGCCUGCUGCUUCGCCAUCGACCACGGACUGCGAUGUCGAGUCGCUGCAACGACCGCCCCUAAAGAUCUCACACUUGAGCGUCCUCCUCGACCAGGCCGGCGUCGACGACCAAGUCCUCAACCGCAGCUAUGCCGGCCACGGCACCGACGAGUCGCCCUACCUGGUCGACUUCCUGCCCAACGACCCUCGCAAUCCCAUGGCCUUUCCCAAGCCCUUCAAGUGGCUCAUCACCUCCAUCGCCGCCCUCUCCACCCUCGCCGUCUCCUUUGCCAGCUCCGCCUACUCGGGCGGCGUCGGUGAAAUCAUUGCCGACUUCCGCGUCUCGUCCGAAAUCGUCAUCCUCGGCGUCUCCAUGUUCGUCCUCGGCUUUGCCAUCGGCCCGCUCAUCUGGGCCCCGCUCUCGGAGCUCUAUGGUCGGCAAAAGCUCUUCUUCGUCACCUACAUGGCCUUGACCGCCUUCAACGCCGCGGCUGCGGGCGCCCCGUCCAUGGCCGCUCUCGUCGUGCUGCGUUUCUUUGCCGGUGCCUUUGGGUCUUCGCCCCUGACCAAUGCCGGCGGCGUCAUUGCCGACAUGUUCUCCGCCUCGGAGCGCGGCAUUGCCACCAGCAUCUUUGCAAUGGCCCCCUUUCUGGGCCCCGCCCUCGGACCCAUUGCCGGUGGCUUUCUCGGUGAGGCCGAGGGCUGGAGAUGGGUCGAGGGCAUGAUGGCCAUCUUUACCGGCCUCCUCUGGAUCAUCAACUCGGUCGUCUAUCCGGAAACGUACGCGCCCGUCCUGCUCCGCAAGCGCGCCGCUGCCUUGUCUAAGAAGACGGGCAAGGUCUACAUCUCCAAGCUCGACGCCACUGGGCCCAAGAAGAGCGUCGGCCGCCAGUUCAAGGUCGCCCUCUCGCGCCCGUGGAUCCUCCUCUUCAAGGAGCCCAUUGUUCUCCUGACGUCCCUGUACAUGGCCAUCAUUUAUGGCACCCUCUACAUGUGCUUUGCCGCAUUCCCCAUCGUCUUCCAAAAGGGCCGGGGCUGGAGGCCUGGCAUCGGUGGCCUGGCCUUCACCGGCAUUGCUGUCGGCAUGAUGUGUGCCACGGUCGGAACCAUGUUCGACAACAAGCGGUAUAAACGGGCCGAGGCCAAGGCCAAUGGCAUGGCUCCCCCCGAGGCUCGACUGCCCCCUGCUCUGGUCGGGUCCAUACUGCUCCCGGUAGGCCUCUUCUGGUUCGCUUGGACCAACGGCACCGACGUCCACUGGGUGGUGCCCAUAAUUGGUUCCGCUUUCUUCGCGGCCGGCAUCGUUCUGGUCUUCCUGUCCUUGAUGAACUACCUCAUUGACUCUUACGUCAUCUUCGCCGCGUCGGUCCUCGCCGCCAAUUCGGUUCUCCGAUCGCUUUUUGGCGCCGUCUUCCCCCUGUUCACGACGUACAUGUACGACGGCCUUGGGAUCCACUGGGCGAGUUCGGUGCCCGCGUUCCUUGCGCUCGCGUGCGUGCCGUUCCCCUUCCUGUUUUACAAGUACGGCGCGGCAAUCCGCAUGAGAUGCAAGUAUGCAGCCGAGGCUGCCCAUGUGCUCGACAUGAUGCGGUCCAAGCACACGCAGAUGACCGAAGACGAGGCGGCCACGGAAGCCGACGAGGCUGAGAGAGAGAGGCGUAACAGCAGUGCCGCGACGAGGUGA
Hirsutella rhossiliensis is the source of this 1668-nucleotide messenger RNA. RefSeq names its product major facilitator superfamily domain-containing protein. The record is from RefSeq and is a predicted model, not a curated record. The transcript has 3 exons. Gene Ontology annotation, molecular function: transmembrane transporter activity. Bases 1 to 1668 code for a protein of 555 amino acids. Gene Ontology annotation, biological process: transmembrane transport. Lineage: Eukaryota; Fungi; Ascomycota; Sordariomycetes; Hypocreales; Ophiocordycipitaceae.